Messenger RNA from Leopardus geoffroyi (Geoffroy's cat), 2154 nucleotides. It is a transcript of the gene HDGFL1, whose product is annotated as HDGF like 1. The transcript has a single exon. Bases 100 to 825 code for a protein of 241 amino acids. Gene Ontology annotation, cellular component: nucleus. Lineage: Eukaryota; Metazoa; Chordata; Mammalia; Carnivora; Felidae. The record is from RefSeq and is a predicted model, not a curated record. Gene Ontology annotation, molecular function: double-stranded DNA binding; transcription coregulator activity. Gene Ontology annotation, biological process: regulation of transcription by RNA polymerase II.
GCCCUCGCGGGGCGCGCGCACCCAGCCCAGCGGCCGCCACCCGCCCGCGUCGUGGGGCGUCGCCGGGGCCUCUGCCGAGGCCGGGUCCGCACCCCCGCCAUGUCGCGCUACUGCCGGCCCAAGUACAAGAGCGGCGACCUGGUGUUCGCCAAGCUGAAGGGCUACGCCCACUGGCCCGCCAGGAUCGAGCACAUGGCCGAGCCUAACCGGUACCAGGUGUUCUUCUUCGGCACCCACGAGACGGCCUUCCUGGGCCCCAAGCACCUGUUCCCGUACGAGGAGUCCAAGGAGAAGUUCGGCAAGCCCAACAAGAGGAGGGGCUUCAGCGCGGGGCUGUGGGAGAUCGAGAACAACCCCACCGUCCAGGCCGCCGACUACCAGCUGGCCCGGGGGCAGGCCGGCGCCGACUGGCCCGGGCCGCAGCCGGAGAUCGGCGCGGACGCCACCGCAGGCCGCGGCGACCCGCAGGGGAAGGCGGGCGGCGACGCGCAGGCCGAGCAGGCCGCGGAGCAGGGGGCGCCCAAGAGGAGCGCGGGGGAGCUGCCGGAGGGCUCCCCCAAACGUCCCCGAGAGGCCGAGCCCCGGGAGGCCGAGCCGGAAGCGGAGCAGCCGCCGCCGCCGGAGGAGGAGGAGGAGGAGGAGGAGGAGGCCGAGGCCGCCGGGGAAGCCACGCCGCCGCCCCUCGUGGAGCUGGAGAUCGGCGGCGCCACCGCCCCCGAGCCGGGCCCGGCCCAGGCACCGCCCGCGGAGGGGCCCGAGCAGCCGGGAGAGGCCGCGGCCGCGGAGGCGCAGGCCCCGGGCGUCGCAGAGCUCGAGAGCCUGUAGUCACCGGUUUGGAGAAGAGCCCCCGCCCCGUUCCUGCUGCGGCCUGGCUGUUAACUGGGGAAACUGGCCACGGCCUACGAACUGGGACGCCUCCCCCACCCCCCACCCGCUCUCCUCCUCCGUCCAACCCCUUCCCCUCCCCCCCCCCCCCCCCCCCCCCCCGCCAACCGCGCCCAGCCCUGGGGGUUGACCUGGAGGGGCAGACCACCUGGCCCCCGGCACCCCUGUGAUCAGAGCCAGGACUUCCACCCCCACCCCCACCCCCUCCGGGGUUGAGCUGAGCCCACCGCGCCCCUCCCUGCCUGGAACUGUUUCCUAAGGUUUCAGUUGGGGCGUGGACCUGCCGUUUGCACCCUCUCUCCCUCCCCGGGGCAUUCUGGACCUCUGCGUUGGAAUCAGGGGUAGGAGGGGAAGGAGUGCAGGAUACAGAGCAUGGGUGGGUGCGGAGGGGGACUUCCAGGGGCUAGGAAGGGGCAGUCCUCAAACUGGGCUGGUAGUGGGUGGCCGUCUUCCAGAGCUCCUGCCCUGCCCCCAUGCCUGUUAUACCCAGCAGCUCGCAUUCCCGCAAAGUGGGAGGCCCUGUCUCCCAUCUGAGUCUCCCGUUUUGCUGACCCCGGGAUUUGUCGUUUUUUCACCAAAUAAUUUGAGAGCUUCCAAGUUGUUUGUGAGGUGGGAAGGGUCAGCUUUUGCCCAGCUCUUUGGAAGGGAGCAGUGAGGAACAUCUAUCCCCAUUCAGAUGUCUGGGCUACUGGAAUGUUCCGGGGAGACUCCUGGCCACCCCUUUUCCCUCUCCCCACAGCCUCAAGGCCACCCUACAGUCAUCUGUAUCACUCAGGCAUAAAACAAAAGGCACGUUGUUUAGGAAACCUAAUUUUUAAUGCAAAGAAUUUUAUUUUUUAUUUUUCAAAAAUGAACUUCCCUGGCGACGUCUUCAGUCAGCUUGCAGCUCUGCCAUGGUUUACCCCAGGUCUGAGAUGGACUAGGACGUUCCCUUUCCGUUGGGGUUUGAUGACUUUCUUUUUGUAGUUAAGGCUUUGGUGUUCCUCAGCAGGUGCCAUUUUCCAUCCACAUCCCACAAUCUGCCUCCUAUCCCACCCCCCAGCAUUGUCACCAGACCUGAAAUGUAACUUCCUGAGAAGAGAGAGGGCUAAGUGCCCCCUGCCAGCCUCUUCCUCCACUCUCUCUGGAUGCCUCUCUUGUCUGUUGUCUCUUUCACCCUUGCCCUUCUCUCUUGGGCUCUGAUGAAAAAUUGUUGACUGUAGCUUUGGAAGUUGAGAGCUGAACUAUUUCAGUUCCAGGAAAUAAAACCCGUUGAUUACUUUAAAUACA